Molecule: messenger RNA, 3456 nt
Organism: Centruroides sculpturatus (bark scorpion)
Lineage: Eukaryota; Metazoa; Arthropoda; Arachnida; Scorpiones; Buthidae
Product: patched domain-containing protein 3-like
Exons: 7
Coding region: 562-3306 (914 amino acids)
Cellular component (GO): membrane
Source: RefSeq, a predicted model, not a curated record
UUUGCAUCGGUUCCAAUUCGAACCAAAAUUCAAAUUUCUAUAAGUGUUCGAACAAUUCGUUUCAAUAUAAAUAUAUAAAAGAUACAUAGAAAAUGUUAGUUCUCAGAUACAUAACGUGAUUGUGUCAUUGUAUGCAAAGAAUCUGAGUGUUUAUUGAAGUGAAAAAGAACAUUCAAAAAACAUUAAACUGAACGGAAAUUUGAAACGAAUGUUCUUCUUAUUUUUUUAUUCUAAAGAUCAGAAACGAUCGAUCAAGAAAAGAUCAAUCAUAAGAUCAAACACGAGAGUCGUGCACUUCGUUUAUGUCUAGCCACUUUAUUGUGUGUUGCAACAGAUGGAUCUACGAGAUGAGUACUUUUAAGAACUUUCCACAGGACCAUUCACAUACUUCUAAGAGGCACUUUCUAGUUCUAAAACAAGAGUCAAAGACUCUCGACUUAUGACCUUGAUAACUUAAAGGAACAGGAAAGAAAUGAGGCCUUUUACCUUCUAAAGAACUAGAACGGUAAUUAUAAUUGGAAGGAUCAAGAAUUUCAUGCUCUCUCGUCAAGAUAGUUAAACAUGAAGCUAAACGUUGUGGAUCGCUUCCUGACUUUAAAAUAUAAAAAAUUAGGAUCUUUGAUAGGAAGCCAUCCUAGCUACUUCGUCAUUGUACCAAUUUUCUUAUCAUGCCUCCUAGCAACUGGUGUUCAGAGGAUAAAUUAUAUAUCAGAUAUAGAAUAUCUCUUCAGUCCAUAUCAUAGUAAGGCUACAGAAGUGAAGGCAUUUAUAGAAAAGAAUUUUAUCACUAAUAUGUCAUAUAAUUUCGAUCCUGGUAGAUAUACCAGAAGGGGAAGGUUUGGCACAUUGCUGUUGGUAACUAAAAAUGGUAAGAAUAUAUUACAAAAGGACAUUUUCGAGCGUGUUAUUGAGAUUGAUCAGAUGAUACAGAGCUUAAUAAUCCAUAAAGAUGACAAGACCUGGACUUAUAAGGAGCUCUGUUGUAAAGAUAAAGAUGGAUGCUAUAGCAAUUCUUUCAUCGAAUCAUUAAAACACAAUAACAGCCAUUUUAAAUAUCCAUUAGAUAUUAAUAAGAAGAACCUGAAAGUGUAUUUCUACGGUGGAACACUAGGUGGCGUUAACACUCAUGAAGAUGGUUACGUCAUUUCUGCAAGAGCUAUACGACUCCUAUAUUUUUUGGAUGAUGAUAAUAAUUAUAAAAAUGAUCUGGCCUUACUCUGGGAGAGGAAAUUUAUAAGUUCCUUACAAAAUAUUCAGAUCGAAGAUUUGACAUCUGAGAGAUAUGUUUCCAGUUCUGUAGAGACAGAAUUUCAUAAUAGCACUAUGGCACUGAUGCCAUUGUUGGUGCUAAUAUCUUUCAUGAUGAUUUUAUUCUCUGCAUUGACCAGUAUUACUUCAGAUUGGAUAAGUAACAAACCGUGGUCUGGUGUAAUUGGGUGCAUGUCAUCAGGAUUAUCUGUGGCAUCUUCGUUUGGUUUGCUGAUGUACAUUGGAAUACCUUAUAUCGAUAUGAACUUAGCUGCCCCAUUUUUGACAUUAGGUAUUGGAAUGGAUGACACUUUCGUCAUGUUAGCAGCUUGGAGAAGAACAGAUACUAAGAAAAGCGUUGAAGAAAGGUUAGGAGAUGCUUACUCAGAAUCGUCAGUUUCCAUCACAAUAACGUCUUUGACUAAUUUCAUAACGUUCUGUUUUGGAAUGACUACGCCAUUUCGUUCCAUUCGCAUAUUCAGCGUUUACAUUGUAUCUUGCAUAUUGUUUGCCUACAUCUAUCAGCUAACAUUUGUAGGCGGCUGUAUGGCCAUCUGUGGUUAUACCGAACAGAAAGGAUUGCAUUCCAUCACUUGUAUGCCUGUUGAUCCAAUAAAAGAUAAGAAAAACAGAGGACUCCUAUAUCGACUGUUUUGUUUGCAAGUGAAAAAUUCAGAAGAGAAUAAGGAAACGAUACUUGUUACAUUUUGGUCGAAAAUGAGCGACGUCUUAAAUUACUCUUACGUAAAAGUGCUUAUUGCAGCCAUCUUUGCAAUCUACUUAGCUGGUGCUGCUUGGGGAUGUACCAACUUACAAGAGAAAGUAGACCUGAGAGAUUUUGUUUCUUAUGAUUCUUAUGUGAUGAGAUACUUCAAUACGUAUAUUCAAUAUUUUCAACGUUAUCAAACUAGAAUACAAAUUGUUUUAAAUGCAACUGUGGAUUAUUCCGAUCCUUCAGUUCAGAAUAAUAUUGAAGAAAUCUUACAGAGUUUUGAAUCUAGUGAUCAUUUAUCUGAUUCUACUUUAACAGAAUCUUGGCUAAGACACUAUUUACAGUUUAUGAAAGAUAAAAGAGGAAAAAUACUCUUGGAAAGUUAUAAUACAAGCUCCAAACAGGGAUUUCUAGAUGGUUUGCGCGAAGUAUUUCUUAGACUUCCACUUGCUUCUAGAUAUAAUUAUGAUGUUAAAUUUAAUGAAAACAAUACUGAUAUUAUUACUAGUAGAUUUUUAUGUCAGACAAACAAGACAACAGAUACUAAUUCCGAGAUUAAUAUGGCUUUGGAACUAAGAAAAUUGGCCGAGAAGACCACGCUUCCAAUAUUAGUUUACAAUACCUUUUUUCUCUUCGUCGAUCAUAAUUUAAUGGUGCUACCAUUAACGUUGCAAACCAUAUCCAUAGUUUCUGGCGUCAUAGCUAUUGUAACAUUCUUGUUCCUGCCGAGUAUUAAAUCCGUUAUAUGUGUCACUUUUACCAUAAUUUCUAUUUUAGUAGGUGUUAUUGGCUACAUGACUCUAUGGCACGUUAAAUUAGAUCCAAUUGCUAUGAUCAAUCUUAUUAUGUGUGUUGGAUUUUCUGUGGAUUAUUCUACUCAUGUUGUAUACGCAUUUAUAACUUGCAAAGAUAGAACUCCUGGUGCCAGUUUGAAGAAAGCUCUAUGUGAUGUCGGUUUGUCGAUAUUUCAAGGCAGUGUAUCAACUAUAAUUGGUGUUAUCGUGUUCAUAGAUCCUCCGUCAUAUUUGUAUGGUGUCUUUUUCAAGAUAAUGCUCCUCGUCAUUCUGUUUUCGGCUCUUCAUGGGUUAAUUAUUUUACCUCUGCUGCUUUCGUUAACCGAAGGAAUAUGUUUGAGAUCGUGGAAGUUACCAUCUUCCAAAGAUAUUAUACCAAGCAGUAAUGUUUCUAGCAUUCAUAAAAUGCCAGAAGAUCAAUUACCUACAGAAAAUGGCAUUGAGACUAACCAUAAUAGCAUUACAUUAAAGAAAACAAUAAGUAAUAAAGAAUAUAUCAAUGAAGGUUUUACACCCGAUUUACAAGUUAAAACGAUAAAGUAUGAAAGUUGAGAAUUAAUAUCUGAAAAUAUUAGAUUUUAAUAAUUUUUUAAUGUAAAUAAGUGUUUUUUUCGUUGUUACCGUUCUAUCGAAAAUUUUAAUAAUUUUUUGAUAGACACCAUUCUCAUGUAUAUAUAAUCAUCUUUUAACAAAAAUACUUAA